This is a messenger RNA of Nilaparvata lugens (brown planthopper), 9144 nucleotides long. RefSeq names its product E3 ubiquitin-protein ligase SH3RF3 (gene POSH). The transcript is spliced from 17 exons. Gene Ontology annotation, molecular function: protein binding; metal ion binding. Lineage: Eukaryota; Metazoa; Arthropoda; Insecta; Hemiptera; Delphacidae. The record is from RefSeq and is a predicted model, not a curated record. The coding region runs from base 508 to 5103 and encodes 1531 amino acids.
CAAUGUUGCCAAAAGUAUCAGGCAGUUUGUCCUUCAUUGGUAUUGGACCGUAAAGUUUUUGUUAUUUAGCUUCCUAUCUGCAAUUACAAUCGCGUUCGUUAAUAGCUUUCGGCUUUGAAUUGAAAAGUAUUAUUGGUUUCCCGGUGAAAGAUCUGUUCAGUUAAUAAUUUUGGCCUGCAAGAGUUUUAUGAGUGCAAUCUGGCAGUGAUGUAGUUGUCAGUUCAACGGAAGUAAUAGGCCAGUGCUGUUCAAGUGGAUGCCUAACAAUUGAUUCAUCAGUGUUCAAUGCAUAAUUAGGAAUUGUUCAGUUUCAAGUGUCAUAAUUAACCUACGGAUUUUCAAGCACCAUAAUUUCUCUUUCAAGUCACAACUGAAGAUGUCGGUCUCAGUGCAACAAUGGCACGACACGGGCCUUCUAGUUGGCAUGACGUCACAGCUACUGGGUGCAUAUCCUUGAUGCAACGCCCAUGCUUAGGACCCACAACUCAUUAGUCGCCAAUUCGCACCAUGGAUGAAUGGAUGCUAAACGACCUGCUGGAGUGUUCAGUGUGUCUCGAGCGACUGGACACCUCCAGCAAGGUGCUGCCAUGUCAGCAUACUUUCUGCAAAAAGUGUCUGGAGGAGAUAGUGAGUACGCACAAGGAGCUGCGGUGUCCCGAGUGUAGGGUGCUCGUCGACAUCAAGAUAGACGAUCUUCCGCCCAACGUUCUGCUCAUGCGCAUUCUGGAGGGCAUGCGCAAUGCGGCACCCAAGAAGCGCAACUCUGGCGGACCACCGGCCAACAGACAUCCGCAACUCUACCAGCAUUUCCAUCAGCAACAACAACCACCUCAACAUCAACAACCGCCGCAACAACAGCAACAACACCUGCAUCAGUUGGCCACAUCGGUUAGUUCUAGCCAGGGAUCAGGGUCUAAUCCUCUCCUAGCGCAUUUGCCGCGAUUCUGUUACAACCCACACCAACGUCUCAUUAUGAUGCCUCAGAUGGGCAAAAGUGAGGGCAACCCUAAUCUCCCUGCUCAUGCCACAACUACUCUCAAUCAACCACCAACCUUUAGUUUCAAUCCUAAUCUCUCAUCAACUAAUCUCAAUCCACAUUAUCCGCCAACGAUCAGUUUCAAUCCUAACCUCCCAUCCACAGUUAGUCCCAAUCCUACUGGUCACACAACCCCUGCCAUAAUCAGAUUUAACACUAAUCUCUCGUCUGCUGUUCCUGGUUCAACAACUUCCAAUCCUAACCACCCCACAACUGUUAUCAAUCCCAAUUUCUCAGCUACAGGUCAACCAUCCACAAUCACCUUAAAUCCAAACCUCUCCUCUACCGUUCCGGUUACAACCUCUAAUCCCAAUCACUCUUCAACAGCUGUCAAUCCUUCUACCACUACUCCUGGAUCAACUACUGGUCAAUCAAUCCCCACCACAUCUACCCCUAACUCCUCAACCAAAAACGAUCCCAAGCCUGUUCAAAGAUCAUCCAACAACCAACAUCAACUCUUCUACUCGUUCCCACAGGCUAGACUAGUGGGUGAAAGCACUGCCACUCAAAUCGUUAAAGUCAACACAAUAUCCAGCUCAGCAGGUGGAGUAUGUCUCCCUAGACAUGGCGCCUCUGUUGUGUCUACUCACACAUCAAAUGGUCUCUCCAAUGGGGGACUGACGCAAACUUGUCCCCAUAGUUAUCCUGGGUUCGGAAGUAUAUCUUCUGUGGGAAUUGUGCCUCCUAGAACUCAACACAAUCCUGUUAGUAAUGCUACUAAUCCUGGUUUGGUUCCUGUAACUGGGCAACACCGUCUAUCUUACAACACAGUGUUGACUUCUACUCAGUCACCAACUAACCCACCUCAAAACUAUUUGUUGCUAUCAAAUUCAAGGAGUAGUCCCUCUCUAGGACCUGCUAAUUCUCAAAUAAGUUAUGCGGAAGCUAGUGGGUCGUCCAAUAACCAAACCCAUUCUUCUUCAAAAGUUACGUCAGUAUUUUCCCUGAACAAACAGCAAGUUGGUUUGUCUAGUGCAGCGAAUACAUCCACGAAUACUAGUCAAGCGAGUGUAACAUCUACAGGGAAUUUAUCAACAGUUAGGAAUGUAACAUCUAUGGGAAAUGUUUCAUCUACAGGGAAUGUAUCAACUAUUAGCACUAUCAGAAAUGUCACAUCUAUGGGUAAUGCAUCUUCUACGGGGGAUGUACCGUCUAUUAGAAAUAUGACAUCCAUGGGGGAUGAUACAUCACUUAACAAUCAACAGAGUUCAUCUCAAGCUAAUAUGACUCAAUCCAGUGCUACUUCAACAACUGUAUCAAUCAAAAAUCAACCUUCCAGUGGUACGAAUCAGUCUGUUCCGAACACUGAGAAACGGGCCGAAAAUAAGGACCGUUCUCGACCAAAUUCUGUGUAUCAGUACUCACAGUUGGCCGAUUGCAUUUCCCUUACAACAUCCAUGCCACCAACUAACCAAGAUAGGAAAGAAGAUGAAGACACGAACAACCUCGCUCCUCCUCCCCAACCUCCCGUCCGAUCCGAAAGCAUUGAUUGUGAUUCAAGUGCUGAACAGUCAUCAGUUGGCAAUACUGCUGUGAAGUCGGUUGGCAGCACUGAGUCGACCGCCGCUGCUAACCACCAGUCUGUUCCACUAAUCAAGGGGAUUAACCAACCAUGCGCAAGAGCCGUGUACGAUUACCUAUCAAAAAUGCCUGGUGAUCUUAGUUUCAAGGAGGGUGAUCUUAUCAUUUUGAGGCGAAAAAUAGAUAACAACUGGUAUCAUGGGGAAUGCCGGGGACAGUCUGGAGUGUUUCCUCUUAGCUAUGUUCAGAUUUUGACACCACUGCCGAAUCAUAUUCCACAAUGUAAAGCACUGUUCGACUUUCGUAUGAAUAAUGAUGAUGAAGAAGGAUGCCUUACGUUCAAUAAAGGUGACGUAGUUACUGUGAUAAGACGAGUGGAUGAGAACUGGGCUGAGGGACGGCUUGGUGAGAGAAUAGGCAUUUUUCCUCUGGCAUUCGUUGAACUAAAUAACGUUGCUCGAGCACUUAUGAAGUUAUCAAUCAAUAGUCAACCGGGACCAUCUCGCGUGGCGCCUCCCACUCCGACGGUGGACUCGGACGCCACUCCGCUCAUCCCGACAGACCACUCGGGCACCACCACCACCACGGUCACCACUCUGGUCACCACUACCUCCACCACUAGUACCACAACUACCCCCCACGCUCUGGCAUCAGAUGGCUCAACAUCGACCACUCUCACAUCACCUUCAUCAUCAUCGACAUCAUCGACGUCCUCCUCAUCCUCGUCCACCUCUCCCCCCACCUCAUCCUCAGCGUCAUCCCCCUCCUCGCCGCCUCCUCCCCCCUCGCAGUCGGCUGCCAAGCGCCACAGCUUCAAUGCUCUCCAGCAGCAGCAGCAGCCGAAUCAGCACAGUCAGCACAAUUUGCAGCCGCCCGAUCACCAUAGUCAGCAGCACAAUAACCGGCAUUCAGCCGAAAUACUCACCUCAAACGAAGUCAGCUCUACGACUGGGCCGCAUUCGUUGGCUGUCAUGACAAGUGGCAGCAACACGUCAUCCUGCAACACACCCACACACACCGAAUCACUACUGACACGUUCGGCCAGCCAACGUCGCCAUCACCAGCGCUCGGCCAGCGCAGAUGCACACCACACGUCUCACGUCACGCCACACGUGUCGCUACUGUUGCCGGGCAGCGCAGACGGACAUGGCACGCCACAUCACUCGUCUCACGUCACGUCGCACCACGUCACGCCACACGUGUCACUGCUACUGCCCGCUACCUAUGUGGCGCUCUACCCGUACAAGCCGCAGAAGUCGGACGAACUGGAGUUGAAGCGUGGCAACGUGUACACGGUGACCGAGCGCUGUCAGGACGGCUGGUUCAAGGGCACCAACAAGCACCAGAAGUGUGGCGUCUUUCCCGGCAACUAUGUCGCGCCAUCCAAAUCGCUGCCAGCAGUUCAGGCGCAACUUCGGGGUAUCGGGCGCAUCGCCAUAGUGGGAGGAGCAUCGGGGAGGGUGGGGGCAGGUGCGGCCACUAAUGCGCCACCCUCCCCCGAGCCACGGGCGGCCCACUUGCGGCAAGCCAAUGCUAGGCUACUCACUGCGCCCGGCUACGGCAAUGUUGUGGGUGGUGGAAGUAGCAAUCCCCCAGAGCUGCCUCCGCGGUCGGUGAGUCCGGGUAACACCAUCUCGUCAUCGUGGCACUCUGGCGAUGCAGCCACACACACACCCACCAGGCCACACAACAUGUCCGCCUCAGUUGGCAGCUCACAUCACGAUAACAGCAACUCGGUAGGAAGGAACUCACCCACUACUGUCACAACAUCACCUCCCAAUGUCACUGUCACUGCUUCCAAAUCUUCCGAAAAGGUGAAGGAGAAGAAAGAGCGUACCUCGGGCGGAGGCAUAAUGCGCAUAUUCAGCAUGAAGAAGUCACCUCCUCCACCACCCGCCACCUACUCCAUGGACAACCCCGUGUUCGAGGACGGAGGUACCAUUGCGCAUGCGCCAACUCCUCCCACCACCACUCACCACUCCCCUUCAGUGCAACAGCUCACGCCUGUACAUGUCAGAUCGGGAUCGUGUCCGAGUCAGCUGUUGCAAGUGACCCCGUCGACCAAUGAGAGGUCUUCGCCGUCGCACCACCAUCACCAGCAUCAUCAUCAUCGACUGUUCAGUCCAUCCUCGUCGCAGCGUCUCAAGCACAAGGAGCGGCCCACGAUUAACGGCGCUCACUUUGCGUCUCCCAGAUCAUCAGGCGGAGAAUCAAGCUUUCAGACGCCGCCACCGCAGCACCAUCGCAAGUCGAAUUCGCUGGACGCCAGUGCCACUCUUGGAGGUGGUGGUGGUGGAGGAGGUGGUGGAGGGGGCAGUUCGACGACCAAGCAGCAGCAGGCGGGGAGUAAGCAGCUGGUGCCUGUGGUGAGGGAGCGCUUCCGCUGUAUAGUGCCUUAUCCGCCCAACAGCGAUUACGAACUAGAGUUGCAGGUGGGAGACGUGAUCUACGUGCACCGGAAACGGGACGACGGUUGGUACAAGGGCACCCAGCAACGCACCGGAAAGACGGGGCUCUUUCCCGCCAGCUUUGUCGAGUCAUUCUAGUGCAGUACAGUGCAGUGCAGUGCAAGCAGCUAAAUCUUGUGCAGAUUCCUACCGGAUCCGAUUCUUACAUCUUUCUUUUUGCAAUUUUGCAAAAAACAUAAUUUUACUGAACAUCCAUCCAUUUCUUAAUGUAACAUAAUACUCCACGUAAAAGUACACAUGAUACAUUCAUGUUUUGAAUAAUAGCCUUAUAUAUGUAAAUAAAUUUUGUACGAACAAAAACACGGUUUUAGAAUUAUCAAGCCAUACAUCAAUGUUGAAUUGAUGAAAAAUGACUAUGAUUUGAAGAAUUGUUUUCUUCUCAAAGAAGAAUUUCUCUUAUUUUGAAUAGAUGUAGUUUACGAAUUUCUUAUUCAAUUUGACAUUUAUCUGUUACUUAUUAAUAGAAAAUUUCAAGUGCAAUCGAGCAUAAAUCAAUAUAAUUUUUAUUAUAAUGCAAGAUAUUGUAAAUUAAUGCAAAACUCACAUAAUUUUUCAAAACAAAACUGUUUUUAAUUUAAAAGUUGUUUUGAUUUUUUCUGUUUCUAUCUUCGUAUUCAAGUAUUUGAAUUUCGAUUAAAACCCUAUCGGGCGUUGUUGUAAUAUUGCAAUGUGUUAUUGAAAAAGUGAUUUUCGUCCGUCCUUAGGCAAAAUAUAUGUAUCCUGUUCUAUUUAUUUCGGUUUCUCACCAGUGGCUCGGAACUCACCUAAAGUAUUUCCACCAUAAAUCCUUUAAUCGUUGUUCAUAACUUUUAUUCACUGUUUAAGGUAAGGGUUUGUCUCUGUGAAUUAUCUUGUUUCCGCUAGUUGUUUCAAUAAUUUGUUGAGAAACUUGAGAGUGAAAAUUGAUGCAGUGCUGUUGAAACAUUUUAUUCUUGCUAUUUCAUCGGACACUGAAAAAAGUUGAAAGUUUUAAAUAAAACAUAUCGUAGUUUCGAAUCCGCAAUCAACUGAAAUUAUGUAAGUUUUGCAUCGUCCUAUAUAAUUAUGGCUUGUAACGUAUAUUUAAUGAAUAUGUUUCUAUUUCUUGGUUGAAAAUGGUGUUCAAAUCAAGUGUUCCAUAAACAUUUACGAUCCCAUUAUUGCCUAUUUCUAAUGAUAUUUUAUAACUAGAUGAAUAAUGUUGUCAAACAUUGUAGGAGUUCAUUGAACUAUCAAACACUGUCUUUAAAGGUCAAUCAAAUUUAAUGUGAUCUUAGAUUUUAUCGUAAUUUUUUGAAUGAAGAUUUCAAAAAUGUUGUUUUAUUUACUCGACUGAUUAUUGAAAAUUAUUGUCACUUUUAGACAAAUCUAAAAAUCAAAUUCUCGGAUAUAAAUAGUUCCCAAUAUAAUGAUGUUGUAGCAAUUUUUGAAUUAUGAAUAAGUUAAAUGUAAUAAAAUUAUAUUAAUGGCUUCCUCAGAAUCUUUUUGGUUCGAAUAUCGAGUCUGCUAUAGGUUAAAUUGAAACAGGUUUUCCAUCACAUUUUUAGUAGUUGUAUUUAUCGAUUGUAAUUUAUUUAUUCGUAUGCAUAAUAAUAUAAACAAAGUGAAUGAGCUCUCUUUUUAAUUUUUCUCGUUUCUAAUAUAAUGCUGUUGAAAUAUUUCUAAAUUGCUGUGCAAUUGAUAUCGUGUGAAAGAGGUUUGCUCAAAUUAUGUGUUCAGUACUUUUAAUUCGUUUGCAAACCUAUUUGGAUUUACAAUUUUAAAACUCACGUAAUUAUCAAUGCAUAUGAUAUUGAAAUUGACGUAUUUGUUAAUGAAUAUGAUAUUAGAAGUGUUAAUGUGAGAGGAAACAAGUUUUUAUACUUGAACCACGACUCAUAAUUAUAACAUUUUCCGAUAAUUGGUUUAUAAUAUUGCGUUAUUUUUGACAGCCCCGAUUGUGUUCUAUUUUCGAUUAUUUCGCGUUUAAUUUUUUCUAUUUCAAUAAUUUUUGUUGAAAGAAUCGUAGACUGUUUUCAAGCCAGCAUAUGACAAGUUUUAUAUUACUAGUCUUAAGUUAAUGCAUAACUGAUAGACAUAAUUUAAAAUUGAAUUACAGAAUGAAUGAAAUUGUCGUGAUAAUUUGAACAAAUCUUAGGGAUAACCCUGAAAGAGCCAAGAAAAAUCGCCUAAUUCCUGACGAUAAUACUUUUAUCACUCUAAGAAUUGACGGCUUCCAUCUCAAAUCUGAAUUAAUUCGAUCUUUUCCCAUCAAAUUGAUUAUUGCUCAUAUUCAGUUUUUGAGAUUUCAAAAUACUGAACCAAGUUUAAAAACUAUCUUUACUCAUUAGAUCAAUUUAUACUUUUUUAGUUUCUGAUGCUUCAAAAUAUAAACCCUCUCUAGAAGAGGUAGAAAUUAAUUGAAGUUUUUUGAAGAAUCUAUAGAUCUGCUAUGUGCCUCUUCAUUUUUCAAAUUUUGGAUGAAUUUCGGCGCUUUAUAUUGAUGCUUGUCAGAGGUUUCACAAUUGCACAGCCAUAAUUAUUCAUCUAUUGUCUCUUAUCAUCUAUAAAGUUGAAAAUUUGUUUUUCUAGUCUAAUCGUAAUGUAAAUUUUCUGCCAAAUUUCUGCCUGCCAAUUGAAAACUAUACAAAUUGAAUCUUUCAUUCGAUAUGAUGAAUUAUGAAUAUGUAAUUACUUUUAAAUUUAUAAUCAAUGAGCUUUUAUUGCCUAGUUUUUUCUGCACUUGAAGCAUCCACAUUGAAUGAACCUCAUUGAGUCUCAGAAUCGUGCAUUGAUAUUAUGAUAUUAUUAACACAAUAAUUGGUAACAUUUUUCUAUCUUUGAAGGAAAUUUUAACCUUGAAUUGCUCCUUUUAUCUUCCCAAUAACAGAUAUUAAAAAAAAAAAGAAUAUCACCUAUUAUUGUUAUUGUUGAUAAUUUAACAAAAAAAACUCUUCUCACACAUGAAAUUUUAGUAAUUUUUUUAUAAUUCUGAACAAAUCAAUUUUUUAGUAAGCAAUGUCUUGUUUGAUUCAGUUAGGCAUUGAAUUGAAUUCGAUUUCUGAACAAAUAUUUUUAGUUGAGUAGUAAUCUUCCCCAACACCCCAAGUGGAAACUUCCACUUUCUAUUGAUUAUUCUAAUUCCAUCAGGUAGUCUUUCCACAAUCCAUGGUAAAUUAUCAUCAGAUUCAUUCUUCUAUUGCAAUGAAUAUUCUACUUUCUAAUUUAAUCCAUCUAUCAUCACUUGGUAAAGCCAUUGUUAUUUAUUAUUUAUUUCAACAUUGUUGUGUUUAACGUCUCCUCUAAUGAUUAUAUGUUGAUACUUGUACAUGUUACUCAUGUUAUUGUUGUAAAAAUAUUGAUUAAUACAUACAUUUCUGUCCAUACAAUACGUAUUAUUUAUAAACGCUUAUUUAUCGUAAUUAAUAUUAUACAAGUUAACUGUCUAAUUUUUAUCACCAUGUUUAUAUAUAUGUAACCUAUUACUCUUAUUGUAUUCUAUGAGCUUAUAUUAUAUGUAUUUGUUUAGACAUGAUUAUUAUAAAUUAAUAAAAUUCAAUUGUUUUUGAAAACUAGUGUAAUAAAAACUAUUACUAAUGAAAUGUACAAAUAGUGUGGAUGAUGAUAAUUAUUAUUAAUAUACAUCUGUAUUGUAUAACCAUUGAUUCGUUUUGUUGUAUGCAUUGAGCCAAAAGUUGAACUGUCAGCAUUAUAGCCCAUCACGUAAAUUAUAUUUAUUUAUUGUAAUUACUUUGUACUAUUCAUUUGUUGAAGUGUAAGAACAAACUUCAUUAUUAAUCAAACAUAUUUAUUGUUAUUAGUUUCAUAUCAUGUUUAGUACAUUGGACAAAACUGAAACAUUGCAAUUUUUUUGAAACUACUUUUGGUCUGAUUUGAAUUUUUGUUUUUUCCAAUUCUGAAUUCUUUGUUGCACUAGUUUUAGUAUGGUAAAACAGAAUUUUAGAACCGGUCUUUUUUAUUUAUUUAUGUUUAGUCAAAUCAACAAAUUUAUUUGAAUUGAGUGUGGUGACCGCAUCACCAGGAUUGAGAAGAAAGUUUAUAUGCAGCUCUACUUCCCAUUUAGCACAGCAUUGUAAACAAAACUUUUGUAUCAUUAUAAAAAUCUUACAUUUUAGGAAAAUUAUAACAAAGUAUUUAAAA